AUGGUCAUUGGCCUCCUCGCCGUCACGGCCAUUCCCACCGUCACAGGCGUCUCGCUGGGCGUCGUCGAACAACGCAAGCAAAAUACUCGCAUGGAAGAUGAGAAACGCAUGGCCAAGUUCCACAUAGAUGUUUUCUGUGAGGGAAAUUCAGAGAAAGCAAUGAGAUUAAAUAGAAGGCGAGGUGUAUUGAGGGAUAAUAAGGUCUAUAUUGAUCACGCAGAUCCUAGCCUUCGCAAACAGACUGCACAUACUGCUGCUGCAUUCUAUAUUGGAUAUCCCGAUGACAAUCAAAAGCGAGGGGAUGGACUUGUCAGUACCAUAUCCGACAACCCGCCAAUGCUGAAUUGGAUAUAUGUCGAUAAGAAUACCAUGGAAUUGAAAUAUGGGAAUCGCACACAGAGCAUAGAGCAUAUUGUCGGUCACUGGGAUUGGACUGAAGAUGAGGCCGGUGUCAUUUUAGACAAGAAAGAAUUAUGGGUCGCGGUCGAGGAGGAAGAUGAUGUCUGGGCGUUGUAUUAUGAUCAAAACAGCGAUGGAUUGACAGGCUUUGUUGAUCCGGAAAAGACGGUCGUUGAGAUUAGUAUCUGCAGAAAUCUCAUAGACAAGCCGGAAGGUGGGAACAAUAGUGACCAGAAUCAAACGUGA
Talaromyces proteolyticus is the source of this 645-nucleotide messenger RNA. RefSeq lists its product as uncharacterized. Bases 1 to 645 code for a protein of 214 amino acids. The transcript has 2 exons. NCBI's taxonomy places the organism in Eukaryota, Fungi, Ascomycota, Eurotiomycetes, Eurotiales, Trichocomaceae. The record is from RefSeq and is a predicted model, not a curated record.